Triticum dicoccoides is the source of this 1923-nucleotide messenger RNA. RefSeq lists its product as uncharacterized. The transcript is spliced from 3 exons. The record is from RefSeq and is a predicted model, not a curated record. Lineage: Eukaryota; Viridiplantae; Streptophyta; Magnoliopsida; Poales; Poaceae. Bases 1177 to 1923 code for a protein of 248 amino acids.
UCGAUCUGUCCCGGCGCCGUUUGGAUCGUUGCGGCGACGGCUUUGUCGGUCUUCAGCUCCGCCACCUACAUCCUGAAGGGGUAUGAUCUCGUGGCUGGUAUGGAUCUGAACGCCCACCCUUUCCCUGAUCAGACUGGUACGAAUUCUCUGAGGUAUGCUAGGAGAAACACCACUGUAGUGAUGCAGGGGCGGGGACGGGGAGAGGCCAGCAAGGGUUCCCCUGCCAAUCGCUCGCUCCCUCAACAAUUCGUAGCACAGUGUGUACUGUAGAUGCCUAAUGGCCACGGCUAAUUGCAUAAUUAGCCCUUACGUAGACAAAUAAUUAAGCAAUCACAUACGUAGACAAAUAAAAUAUGCACAUAGGUUGUGUCUGACUAUAGUUUUGCGAUGUGCCAAUGCCUAAUCCACUAAUCAGGUCGAUCCAUUGAUAUACGUGCGUGUUCUACAUUUUUGCUAGAUCGAUCCAUUGACUAUUGUUUAAAUUUGAUCAGACUUUUUGAGAAACUAGAAGCAAACGGCGCGCUUUGCUGCACCCGCUCCAAGCUUUUUAACAUGUCUAGUUUGCAAUCUGGGCACACGAAACAAAUCUGGGCUCAUUUGGCUCCUUUGUCAUUUUCUUUGAUUCCCUAAGACUAUCAUGAUCAAACCCAACUCUGCUUUUCGAUUCGAUGCAGCCGAUCUACUGUAACAGUUUCGCCUGCGAAAAUUGAACCAUUAGGAUAAAAAAUGAUUGAAAUUACUAACAGAGAAAAUGCUUAAGAUUUGCACCAUCACCUGAUGAUCCUAUGUACUUUCAAUUUCCCUUCUGUUUAGGGAAGCAGUGAAGAUCAUCAGGUCCUGUACACUUUUCAACUUAAACCUGUCCUGAAUCCUUAUGUCGACAGCGUUAUAUCUUAGUGUGGGUGUGGCUGGACCCAUGGUCUUGUACCUCAUCUCUCUGUUUUAAGUUAUGAUAAGCUGAUAGUGCAUUGACGUGCUACUGUGUACUUCUCUGCCCUCUCCAUUCACAUGUCUAUUGGCAAAUUAAAUUGUCCCUGUAGUCAUUAGUUAAUUUGUCUUUACUUGUAAUGAUUUAAUUGACAUUUUUAUAUAUAACUUAGGAUGGCGACGGACAUGUUGACCAUAUACCUGCACUAUGAAGAUACAAAUUAGGAAGCCAAAAUUUUACAAAGAUCCAUGAUGAGACGUGAUGUCUCGUAUUACGACUUAAUCUUGAUGAUCGAAGAAGUUGGCUUUCAGGCAAUUGACUUUCUGUACUAUGCGAAAAAAUACCGUCUAGGCAGCUCCUACUUAGUUCACAUUUAUGAUGAAGGUCUUGUGAUGAAAAUGUUGUCCGACCCUGAGAUUGUGAAAGCUGUCCAUCUGUAUGUGUCUAAGGAGAAGGCUGACGAUCAUAUUGCUCCGCCUAGCAAGCAAAUUGAUGUUGCUCCAUCUAACCAUCCAAAUGAGAGUGUUCUCUUACAAGACGGUGGUGUCUCUGCUGAAGGGGCAGGGCAACUUACUAUGCAAGGGCCGCAAAGACCACCACGUAGGUCAAAAAGGUUGAAUGUGAUUCAGGUUACGGACCAACGUGAUGAUGAAGAUGGAGACUGCAACAAUGGUGAGCAAUUCCCACAAGGUCAUGAAUCACAAGCAUUGGUCGAUGAAGAGGGUCAAGUUCACAAUCAAGACAAGGAAGUACGCAAGCGCAAGAGAACAAGCUUGCCAAUUGUCUGGAACAUGCCAAAGGGGCAGAGAAUAGUUGUGAAAUGCAAUGAAGAUAGCCAGCCUAUAGGAGAUGAAGGUGCAAUCUUGGGGAAGUUUCUGGGCACGAUUGCUAGAAAUGGAGGAUUUUGCCCACUAAACAUAAAUAAUUGGCGUCAUGUCAAAAAUAAUAGUGGUGAGGAAACAAUAUUGCAGUACGUACAGGUACUUCACAAUUAA